Messenger RNA from Varanus komodoensis (Komodo dragon), 558 nucleotides. It is a transcript of the gene MORN5, whose product is annotated as MORN repeat containing 5. NCBI's taxonomy places the organism in Eukaryota, Metazoa, Chordata, Lepidosauria, Squamata, Varanidae. The transcript has 5 exons. The coding region runs from base 1 to 558 and encodes 185 amino acids. The record is from RefSeq and is a predicted model, not a curated record.
AUGGAGUACACGGGCAGCUCCUACCGCGGGCAGCGCGUCAACGGCAGGUUGGAAGGCCUGGGCACGUACACCCUCCCGACGGAGACCAGAUACGUGGGCCAGAUGAAGGACGGGAUGUUCCACGGCAGGGGGACCCUGCACUUCCCCAGCGGGAGCCAGUACGAGGGGACCUGGGACCACGGCAGGUCCGUGGAGGGGAAAUACACUUUUGCAGAUGGUUUGGAGUACCAAGAUGAUAAAUGGCAUUACUGUGAUGGGCAUGACAGAAGAUUUUAUACAGAGAUCUGCAAGGGGCUGAAGCCGGCAGGCAUUUCUCAGCUCACAAACCUAGAUCCUCCGCGGAGCAUCCCAGCGGGCUGCUACGACUGCGGCGACGGCUUCUAUAACCCCAAGACCAGAGUGGUCACCGAUUACCAACACCGGUUUUUGAGGAACGCAGAUGAGGAUGAGCACGACUGGAUUGUCCGGACCUGCCGGAAAGGAUGGGACGAAAUUAUUGGUUUCAAACCCAAGGAAUGGGCCUCGUCGAGGAAAACCGAGAGCCCGGCUCCCCGUUGA